Panonychus citri (citrus red mite) is the source of this 3384-nucleotide messenger RNA. RefSeq lists its product as uncharacterized. The record is from RefSeq and is a predicted model, not a curated record. Bases 419 to 2611 code for a protein of 730 amino acids. NCBI's taxonomy places the organism in Eukaryota, Metazoa, Arthropoda, Arachnida, Trombidiformes, Tetranychidae. The transcript has a single exon.
UUUCUUUUCAUCCAUUCACCUUUUUUUCUUCUGUCUAUUCAUUUAUCUUCUCUUUCUUUUUCUUUGUCUGUAUCUUCUUCAGAUCUUCUAGUGUGAAUAUUGUAUAUAUUCAACAUUCUCAAUUCUAAACUAUACCUUUUUUCCUGUCUUUCUCUUUCUCUUUUCUUUUUCCUCCCUCUUUAAAGAAAAUUAGAAAAAAUUGUUUUUCUUUCUCUCUAAUUUUGUGGCUUUUCUUUUAACCAAAUUGUGAUUCUAACUGAUUCUCUCUCUCUUUAUUAUGGACAAAAAGAGUCUCAUUUAUUAUCUGAUAUUUUGAUAUAUAUUUAUUAUUAUACUUCUAUCAUCAUCAUCAUCAUCAUAUAUAUAUUGUGUUUAUUUUGUAUCUUUGGACGUGUUUCAUCAUUCAUCAUCAUCAUAGAUGAUGGGAGGAACAUGGUUGGAUUCAGAGGAGAAAACUAAAAUGGCCCGAUACAGUAAAUAUCUUGAUCUGGUUCCAAUAGCUUUACUCCAAGAGUAUGGUGUUGAUGCCAUACUCACUGCAUGGCCAUUAAGGCAAAUAUCAAAGAAACCCAGAUUACAUCCCUAUGCUGUACCUUGGAAUGAUUCUCAGCAUAAGUUUAUCUCGCCUCCAUAUUUGAGAAAUGAUUCAUCUACUAUUUCUGUUAAUGGAGGUGCUGGUGGAUCGGGUGCUAGUAGUAGUAGUAAUAAUAAUAGUACUUCAAAUGGAGGAAAUAGUGUUAACUUUCUAACAAAUGCUACAGGACUUCCCAUUCCAUCAACAUCAACCAACGUUCCAAAUUUAACAUUAAGCCUGGUAAAUAAUAAUAAUAGUAAUAAUUCUAAUAAUGUUAAUAACAAUAUAAAAGUGUAUAGAAGUAGGGGAAUUCUCAACGAAUGUAACUAUUCAAAUUCUUUUAAAAAAAUUGAUACCCUUGGUAACAAAGGUCGAGUUGUAACUGGUAUUCAUGGAGCCUUAAUACGUCCUGAUGGAACUCGUAUCAAUAACAUUCAAACUCUCAAUUCAAGGACUCAUUUACCAAGUAGCCCAUGUUAUUAUCCGAUUCCCGUUUUUUAUAAUAAUUCUGAUGGAGGUCCUGUUGGCAGAAUAAUCAAUAAUGGUCAACGAUAUUCUGCUGUUUUCUAUCCACCAGUUAGAGUAUUUAAAGGUAAUCAAACAAAGAGCUUAGAGCAAGAUGAGAGAAUGCGACGUGAAAAAUUGAGAAAAUUAAUUUUCAAUUGUACCGUUGAUUUAUCCAUUUCAUCACCACUCACCUGUAAAUUACGUGAAAGACUAUCAUCAAUUCUUCCCAAAGUCCCUGUAACCCUUUCUCAAGGAUACGAGAAAUUCUGUACCACCAGUUUAAGGUCUCAAUAUUCAGAAUAUCAACCUUAUCAUCAUAACCAUUUACAUCCUCAAUUUAAACCAUCUCGAACCUUGAGAUCCAAUACAUCUCUAGCAGAUGAGAAAAUAUCUUCAUCAUCAUCAUCAACAUCAUCAUCUUCAUCUAGCUCAUGUUAUGUUCACCAUUAUACAUUCAGCCGUAAACAGCGUCAUAAUAGAUGGUCACAGAUUGAAGAUAAGUACAGUUCCAGUCAAAAGCGUUACACCGAAAAGCGAAAAUAUGAAGAGAUUGAAAUUUCUUCUGGAUCUGAUAAUUCUAAUGACAGUGAGAUUAGAUUAAAUCCAAACUUGGUUAACUGGUCACCGACUCCAGUUAUUUUAUCGUUUCCAAUGAUCGAUUUUGAUGAGAUCGCUCAAGCUCAACGAGAAGCCAUGUUACAAUCCCAGUAUGAAUUACAGAAUCCACCCUAUGUAAUUUCCUUUGUUCCCGAUGAGAGUAAAAAAUCCGUGCCGAGUAAAAAUUUUUCUGACCUACCUCCAUCUUUGGGAUACGAAAUCAUUUUAGAACCAAUUAAUACACUUGCACAAUCAACUGUAUCAUCCUCACAAGUAUCCGUUCUUCAAGAAUCGUCAACGUUACCUGGUGAUACACAAGUAACUCUUGAUGUUGAAAAACGUAUAAUAACAUCAACUAUCAAUAACACUGAUGAUAUCAAGACAGAGGUUAAAAUUAUCGAAAAGUCAACAAAUGAACAAUCUAAAAAGGAAGUGAUCCCAUUGAGAAGAUCUUUAAGGAGAGAGCAAAGUUCAAAUAAAAGUGAUAAUAGUUCUGUGUCCAAUGGUACAUCUCGAUCUUCUAAAAGAAUAGAAUCACAAAGAACUAAUUUCAAUAAAACUCCAUCGGUCUGUGAUAUAACCCUUUCCAAUGUAACUGAUGAUAAUAAUACCAAACCAAGUUUCUCAAAGCAAAUAUUGAAAACUGAGAAUGUUGUGGUUAGACAUGUUUCUCCAUCAAAUGAUACAGAUAUUAAAUGUAAACCACCAUUCAGAUCAACUAGACGAAAUGAAGAGAAGAUAAUCUCAUUGGAAAAGACAACAAUUAAUCUCAGAAAAGUGAAUCAACCCUUACGUCAAUCUAAACGCAGCAUGGACGAUGAAGUAAUGGUGAUCAGAGCCAAAGAUGACUUACCUAGGAAAAAGGUUGAAACUGAUGAUGUUGUUAUGAUUAAAGUAAUGAAAACCUCUAAAAAGCCAAGGUUAAGAAAAUAAUCAAUCUAAACGUUUAUCCUCAUCUAUUAAAUUCAAUUGAUAACGUUAUCUUCAUCAUCUCUUUACUAUCAACCAUCUCAUCAUCAUGAUUCUCAUCCAACUUCUCACAUCAACAUUUCUCCAUCAAAACUUUUUCCACCAUCGAUUCUUUCAUCUUCACUAUGCCAACAUCUUUUAAAAUCUUUUCUCUUUUUUUUGCUCGUGAGAAUCGUUACUUUUUUCUCAUAAUCUUUUUCGGAAUUCACCAACCAUGAUGGAGCAAGAUCGCAUCAAGUGUAUGAUUUAUUCUAAAUCCUGGAGAGAGAGACGCAUCUUCUAAAUACUUAUUAAUAUUUACGAAAAAACCAACAAACAAACAACUAAAAAAGAUAUAUAACUCCGAUGGAUUGUCAAUAAUCAAUCUCAAUUCGGAUAAGAAAGAAUAUAAAAUCAUCUUAUAUUUAGAUUCCUAAACGAAAUCAUCUUCAGUUUUAAAACAAAGUGAACAAAAUCAACCCCCACAGUUGGACAAUUUAGAUCAUCAACGAAAACAACUAAUCUCUUCAUCUGUAAUCAAUCGAUUUGAUACCAAUUUAGAGUCCAGUUUUUUUUCCUCCAAAAUAUUUAUCAAUUUUUUUUUCUAAUUUACCUGCCAUCCUCUUCACCCUCAUCCUCAUCCUCAUAAUCAUCAUUACUUUGUCACCUUUUCUCCUCCCUAUCAUUUUGCCUUGUUACAAAACAAAAACAAAAUGAUGCACUUAUUGUGCUGAUUAAAAAGGUAUAAAAACAAUUAA